This is a messenger RNA of Tricharina praecox, 532 nucleotides long. RefSeq lists its product as uncharacterized. NCBI's taxonomy places the organism in Eukaryota, Fungi, Ascomycota, Pezizomycetes, Pezizales, Pyronemataceae. The record is from RefSeq and is a predicted model, not a curated record. The transcript is spliced from 3 exons. The coding region runs from base 118 to 495 and encodes 125 amino acids.
GCAUAUCUAUCGCGUCGCGGCAGACAGCAGUCUUUUGAUUUGAGUUCAAAUUUCCUUCAUUCUCAUCUGCAUUUUAGCGACAUGGCAACACAGGAGUGAUUUCUUUUAUUUGGUCGGAUGGCGUUUUUAUUGGUUUUCACGGGGCAAUAUUGCUUGCUUCUCAUGUUAUCUAUUAGACUACGGUGCAACAGUAGAGGAUCUGGACAUGGAUGUGCGAUAUUUACGUUACUAUGGGGUGGAAAUUGCUUUGUUUUCACGUUUUCUAUCUCGACUCGACUCGUCUUUUUCUUUUGCUUUGGGUGUAUGUAUUGUACGAAUACUUUAGGACGAUCUACAUAUCAUAUCAAACGAACGGGUCAACACUGCCCCGCGGCGGCCGUGAAGCCGGGCAAGUCGGAGGAGAGACACUCCGACUCGCUAGGUAUAGAAGCAUUUGAACCCGAACCGGACCCUAACCCAGCCAGCCACAGCCCAACCCAACCAAAAUCUAUGUAAAGCAGAGAAGUAGAAAUCCAAACCUGACAUCAUCUCA